Molecule: messenger RNA, 1188 nt
Organism: Setaria italica (foxtail millet)
Lineage: Eukaryota; Viridiplantae; Streptophyta; Magnoliopsida; Poales; Poaceae
Product: cAMP-regulated phosphoprotein 21
Exons: 2
Coding region: 33-761 (242 amino acids)
Molecular function (GO): nucleic acid binding
Source: RefSeq, a predicted model, not a curated record
CACCAAUCUUCUGCCUUUUUGCAGUGCUAAGAAUGGAGCAAGAUAUUUUGAAGUUCAUCCGUGACCCUAGACAGACACAGUUUGAAUUCCCGGCUCUCCCAACUUCUUAUCUGCGUCUUGCUGCACACCGCCUGGCACAACAUUACUUCCUCCAGUCCAUCGCCAUAUCAGACAACAGUUUGCCUGAUGGAACUGGUUCUCGUAUUAUCCUCCGUAAGAUGUCGUCCGAGUGCCGACUACCUGCUGUGCGCCUUGCAGAUAUCCCAGUUAAUCUGCCACAAGAAGAGAGCAGCACUGUGGCCAAAGUAGCCAUUAAGCAGAGGCCUCAAAAGAAUUUCCAUAGCAUUAACAGCUCAAGUGCUCACUCUUCAAGAGACAACCUCCAGAAAAGUGUUGAAGAAAGGAAAGAGGAAUACAACAGGGCACGUGCACGGAUAUUUAACAACAGCAGUAGCAGUAAUGCUGCUGAUGGGAGACCAGCUGAGGAAGCAACUUUGCCCAAUACUCUGCAUAGGUCCACCUCCUUGGAGUUGAACUCAAGCAAUAGAAUGGGCCAAGGGGCUGAAAUUACUCUUGAAAGGAGUUUGACUACCACUUCGGCCAGCAGGUCAAACAGAAGCAAGAUCGAGAAGGAGCCUGCAGUCAAUAGAAACAGGCAAAACAACAGGGUUGCAAUUUUCAGAGACCGUGAGUCAGAGCGCAAAGAUCCUGAUUAUGACAGAAGUUAUGACAGGUACAUGCAAAGAUUUGACCUGAUUUGAUUUAAUGGAGGCCCAUACACCAUUCAGCCCCUGUAUGCCCUGCUGUUAACUACAACACUGAAUUCCCCCAACUUGGCUCAGCACACAGAUCUCCUGUUGCUGUUGAACAGCAGCCUCGUCCAAUAGCUCAGCACAUGCUGGGGUCUUGGUCAGCAGGACAAGCACCUAAUGCAAUCGGCUAUGGACCUCCAGAUGGUGUCAUGGCACCUUACAGUCCUGGUCACGCAGGUGCUCCUGUGAGAUCAUCUGUUUUCAUGCAUGCUUCGCAGCAAUAUCCCAUGCCUUCACGCCCUGGAGUGCCAUUUGUACAUCCACCUGUUUGUCGAGUUUGUCAGGAAUGUCCAUUAUUGUACCAAAAAUUGCCUCGGCGAUAUUUUUUUCCGUGUGCAUUACAUCAAUGUUAUGUGGAACAAGGAGAUCAUCAAAA